Mastomys coucha (southern multimammate mouse) is the source of this 367-nucleotide messenger RNA. RefSeq names its product beta-defensin 50-like. NCBI's taxonomy places the organism in Eukaryota, Metazoa, Chordata, Mammalia, Rodentia, Muridae. The record is from RefSeq and is a predicted model, not a curated record. Bases 67 to 288 code for a protein of 73 amino acids. The transcript has 2 exons.
UUUUCCCUCCUCAGGUCUCCUAGGAGUUUCUCGUUCUCUGUUCCCUGUUCCCAGCUUACAACCACCAUGAAGAUUCUCUGCCUUCUGUUGCUGACAACUGGCCUCCUCUUCCUGAUGGUCAAAGGUGUUGGCAGUCACCCUGGUACAGUUCACAUCAGGUUCAAAUGUAUACCAAAAAUACCAGCCGUUUUCGGUGACAGUUGCCCUUACUACGGCAGCGUGGAAGGCCUCUGUAAUAAUACCAAAUCUGUAUGCUGCAUGGUACCUGUGAGAAUGGAUAAUAUAUAGAGCAUUGCAGCCAUGUAGGGAACAUUUUGCCAUGGUUUCAAUAAAGUGAAACUUCCUUUGAAAAAUGCUUAUGUCAGAA